Molecule: messenger RNA, 588 nt
Organism: Acanthosepion pharaonis
Lineage: Eukaryota; Metazoa; Mollusca; Cephalopoda; Sepiida; Sepiidae
Source: the annotation of a GenBank genome assembly
AUGAUCUAUCUAUCUAUCUAUCUAUCUAUCUAUCUGUAUAUGUCUUUAUAUCUCUCUAUCACACUAUUUAUAUCUAUCUAUCUAUCUAUCUAUCUAUCUAUCUAUAUAAAAUUUUUUUUUUCUCUCUAUCUCAAUAGGUUUCUAUCUCUAUGUCUCUCUCUCUAUAUAUAUAUAUUUCUAUCUAUCUAUCUAUCUAUCUAUCUAAUAUUUUUCUAUCCGCCUUCAAAUCCUGGAUCCUCUGUUCCUGCAAACGGAUCACUUGGUCUCUGUCGCGUAAAAGCUGAGAGAGAUGCUCGGCCGACGGGGAGGAGGCCAUGGGGGUCCCCGGUCCUCCACCAGCUGAGACGCUGUCGGGUUGCCGCCAAUUUGGCGGACGACUGUGGCUUGGGAACAACGCGAAAGAAAGCCACUGACUCCAAGGGGGUUACAAUCUAUCUAUCUAUCUAUCUAUCUAUCUAUCUAUCUAUCUAUCUAUCUAUCUAUCUAUCUAUCUCAAUCAACAUGUAUCUCCAUAUGUUUCUAUCUCUAUAUCAGUUUCUUUCUAAGUCAGACAGUUUAUAUCUGUCUCUGGUUCAUAUCUAUCUAUAA